AUGGUUGGACCUCUCGGUGUGUGGAUACGAUGGUUCUUAGCGAAAAAACUCAAUGGGCAGGGCCUGGGGAAAAAUGGCUUCUUGAAAUGGCUGCCAUUCGGUACUUUGACAGCAAAUGUCUCUGCAGCUUGUGUUAUGGCCCUUUUCGCCAUACUUAAGAAAGCGGUGAAUACCCAGAAUUUCGAUACAGUUGCAGGAGGGAUACAGCUCGGACUUAUGGGUUGCUUGAGCACGGUUUCAACUUUCAUUGCUGAGUUCCAUAACAUGAGAGAAAGCGAUCAGCCCUGGAGAGCCUACGCGUAUGCCAUGGUUACAAUUCUUGCGUCGUUCAUUCUAGGCACUCUUAUAUACUCUAUACCUUUCUGGAUCAAUGAUUAUGAUUGA
Molecule: messenger RNA, 384 nt
Organism: Daucus carota subsp. sativus
Lineage: Eukaryota; Viridiplantae; Streptophyta; Magnoliopsida; Apiales; Apiaceae
Exons: 2
Coding region: 1-384 (127 amino acids)
Biological process (GO): fluoride transmembrane transport
Cellular component (GO): plasma membrane
Molecular function (GO): fluoride transmembrane transporter activity
Source: RefSeq, a predicted model, not a curated record